AUGGAUGAUUCUAAAAGGAUUGCCGACCCAGAAGAACAGUUACGUAUUCUUGAAAAGGCGUACGAAACAACUUCUUCGCAGUUAAACCAUCUGGAAUCAACAAUUCAGAAAUUCAUUUCAAAUUUUGCAACUCAAGAGAACAGCUUAACAGAAUUAUAUAACAAAAUGAAUCAGCAACAGAAUGUUUAUAAGAAUAUUGUUAGAGUCAAGAACUAUAUCAAAGAAAUUCAGGAUCAAAUCAAUACUUCUAAGCGUUUAGCUCCAAUAUUACAAACAAAUAUUGAAGAAAAUUUCGAUAAUUACAUGGAUGCUAUGAAUACUGCUAUUGAAUCGCGUACAUACUUGAACAGAUUUCAAUUUGAAGACGCAUAUCAAGAAAGACAAAAUUUAAGCAGACUUCUUGAUACAGCAAAAUCAAAUGUUUUAACAUUUUUUGCUGAUUUGGCUAAUCGCUCAGCCACAGCUAUUCUUAUUACGAACUUUGCAUUCGAAAAUGGCAAAUUCGUCAUUACUGAUUCGAAAUACGAGAAUCCCAUUUAUCCUGUACCAGAGGAGCUUCUAAAGAAAAUGAAUAGAAUGGCAUUUGCCUUAGACAAAAUCCGAUGUACAGAACAUAUUUCAAUUUACAACAAAGCAAGAAUAAAAGCGAUAGAAGAAAGCUUAGGAGCAAUUGUUGCCGAAGCCAAAAAGCGUGUUGUUUUACCAGGACCUCUUAAUGUCUUAGAUUUACCUACAUAUCAAAAACAUCAACAUCCUGUUCACACAGUAGCUAAUCUAGUUGGUUUCUUUUACAAGCGCGAAAGAGCUUUCGCACUCGCUGUUUUCGGAGAUAAAUACCAGACCCCAUUUAAUUCAAGUUUCACCCCCUGUUUUGCGAUGUUUAUCAAAAUCAUUGAUGCCCUUCAAGCAAACGUCCAAGCUCAUAUUGAUAUAUUGCUUGAGAUCGAUCUUGUUGGCACGAUUGUCGAAGUACUCGAAUCUCUUGUGAAUGAAGAAGAUUUUUCGACAUAUGCGGUUCAAUUAGCUCAAUUAUCACAUUCAUUCCAUAUUAACAUCGAACGCAUAUUAGGACAGUUUAAGUCAGCUGUUGAACAUCAUGAUCCUAACAGUGUUCCAGCGAGUGGAGGAGUUAGCGCUUUAGUUUCGAAUGUAAUCUUGUUCUUGAUUAGUUUAACGCAAUACAGACUUGGCCUUUCCCAAGUAAUCAGUCAAUCACUCGAGAAUUACGUUCCACAGGUACUUGCUGCUUUAGAUAAAAAUGUCAGAGAAAAAUCAACGCAUUACACAGAUAUUGUCUUAAGACAAUUAUUCCUUAUGAAUAAUGCUCACUACGCGUACAUCGCGAUCGAGAGCAAACCAGAGUUUAGCGCCAUUGUUCCUCAAGAUUUCAAAAAUAUGUUAGAAAAUACCAUCCAAGAUGCCCAGAAGAUAUACAUGAAUGAAACAUGGAACAAAGCUUUCGCUAUUCUCUCGUAUAAUUCUGCUUUCGAUGGUGUUAAAAAAGGCCAAAAACUAACUCCUCAACAGAAAUCGAUUUUGAAGUCGAAAUUCAAGAAUUUCAAAGAAGCAGUGCUUGAAAUACAGCAGAAACAUAAUUCUUACUGCUUAAAGAAUGCGAAAUUGAUGGAACCAAUCAUGAAUGAAGCAAUUUCUAAGACGCACUCUAAAUUUGAGAGUUUUUACAUGAGAUGGCAUGAUUCCGGAUUUGCAAAUCACCCUGAGAAGUACACAGCUGUCCAACCUUCCACAUUGGAAGGAAUUAUUAAUAGAAUGUAUGGUCCUAAGAGAGCUUCGAAGAGAACUAGUUUGUAA
Messenger RNA from Trichomonas vaginalis G3, 1812 nucleotides. RefSeq names its product exocytosis. The transcript has a single exon. The coding region runs from base 1 to 1812 and encodes 603 amino acids. Gene Ontology annotation, biological process: exocytosis. The record is from RefSeq and is a predicted model, not a curated record. Gene Ontology annotation, molecular function: phosphatidylinositol-4,5-bisphosphate binding. Lineage: Eukaryota; Parabasalia; Trichomonadida; Trichomonadidae. Gene Ontology annotation, cellular component: exocyst.